UUACUAUAGCGAAUCAGACAUUAUUAACUUUUUCUCGACUGGUCUCUUCUUGGGCAAUUUCAUUGAUCCACUGAAUUAACCUAUAUUGCUGUGAUCGAUCCCUUUUACUUCAAUUUAUUCAUUAAUUUUAUUUCUCGAUCCAAUCCGAUCCGAUCGAUCGCCAUGAUUGUAAGCACGAUUGCUCUUCAGUGUGAAGACGAUGAGCAUCCAGAGUUUGGUUUGGGGUUUUCUGCAGCUCUGCCAGCCUCUUCUUCAUCUUUGUCUUCAUCUUCAUCUUCAAGCUCAUCCCGCGUGCUCUUCAGUGCCUCAAGGCAAGAUUCCACCGGAUAUUAUCCACACCAAUUAUUCCUUCACCACCAGGACGAUCGCAAUUAUGCUUAUGGUGUGAAUGUGAUGGAGGAUAAAGUUAAACUAAGCCUGAGGCAGCUGGAAGAAGAUCAAGACUGCCGCCGGCCAGCUGCCGGAGAGACGACAACAAAGAACAGUAAUAAUAAUAAUAAUCAUCAUGUAAGUUGGAUCACAACUCCCAAAAUGAAGAAGCCGCCGCCAUCGUCUUCUUGGGGAAGUAAUUUCAGCAGCAACACCCCAAUUAGGGUUUGUUCCGAUUGCAACACUACAAAAACCCCUCUUUGGAGAAGUGGUCCUAAAGGCCCCAAGUCUCUGUGCAAUGCGUGUGGGAUUAGGCAAAGGAAGGCCAGGCGAGCUAUGAUGGCCGGCAACUACCAGAAGCCGCCGGCGCCGGCGCCGGCGAAGAUGCGGAGAAAUGGGUCGAUGACGGGAAAAGGAUGCAGAAGGAGAAGGGUGGGAUCGUCAUCGUCGUCGUCGUCGUCGAGGUUGGAAGAAUCAUUGAGAAAGCUGAAGAAGAAGGUGGGAUUUGUUCAUCAGAGUAGAGUGUUUCCUGAAGAGGAGAAGGAUGCUGCGAUUCUGCUCAUGGCUCUAUCUUCAGGCGCUGCAGGCUAGCUUAUGAUCAUCAAUUCACCUACCUCCAUAAUCUAUCCUUCACCUAAUUAUCAUUUAAUUAACCAUAUCUUUCCAAUUUUAAGUUUCGAUUUUUUGUUUAAGUUGAUUUCUAGCUUGGAGAUCAUUCAUGAGCGCCUGAGAUUUUGCUUUGUGCGUCUUCUUCUUUUGAUGUUUUUUCUCUAAUAAAUUAAAGAAAUAAAAAUAAAUCGUAUGGAA
Andrographis paniculata is the source of this 1176-nucleotide messenger RNA. Its product is annotated as putative GATA transcription factor 22. Lineage: Eukaryota; Viridiplantae; Streptophyta; Magnoliopsida; Lamiales; Acanthaceae. The coding region runs from base 163 to 960 and encodes 265 amino acids. Gene Ontology annotation, molecular function: zinc ion binding; sequence-specific DNA binding. Gene Ontology annotation, biological process: regulation of DNA-templated transcription. The transcript has 3 exons. The record is from RefSeq and is a predicted model, not a curated record.